Molecule: messenger RNA, 420 nt
Organism: Ostreococcus lucimarinus CCE9901
Lineage: Eukaryota; Viridiplantae; Chlorophyta; Mamiellophyceae; Mamiellales; Bathycoccaceae
Exons: 1
Biological process (GO): protein deubiquitination
Molecular function (GO): cysteine-type deubiquitinase activity
Source: RefSeq, a predicted model, not a curated record
GACCACUCACGCUUGCUGUUGCGUCUGGACUUCUACGGCGUUCGGGAAAAAAUCAUCACUGGCGAUGGGAACUGUCAGUUUCGAGCGCUCAGUGAUCAAUUAUUUCGGGAUGGGGGAGAAAAUCACGACGCCGUCCGCGCGGCAGUUUGCGAUCGAUUGGUGCGAAAUCCGGACGACUACGCGCCUUACGCCGCUCCUCUCGAUUUCGACGAAUACGUCCAGAAAAUGUCAAACGCGGGCGAGUGGGGCGAUCACAUUACGUUGCAAGCCGCGGCAGAUGCGUACGGAGUCGAUAUAAACAUCAUAACUUCGUACUCCGAGCACGGUUUCAUCGAGAUUACACCAAAAGAGGGCGCCGAUGUGAAUUCGCCGAGAAGUUUAUGGCUGUCCUUCUUUGCAGAAGUGCACUAUAAUAGCAUC